Thunnus maccoyii (southern bluefin tuna) is the source of this 1505-nucleotide messenger RNA. RefSeq names its product chromosome 11 C3orf38 homolog (gene c11h3orf38). Lineage: Eukaryota; Metazoa; Chordata; Actinopteri; Scombriformes; Scombridae. The record is from RefSeq and is a predicted model, not a curated record. Bases 80 to 991 code for a protein of 303 amino acids. The transcript has 4 exons.
UUGUUCCUGUACGGACAUCGUCCAGUAGGACAUGAAUGGCUGAAGAGAGGCGCUUAAAAAUUGAGCUACUGUAUCAAAGAUGUCAGGACUGUCAAAAAAAGAGCGUGCUGGAUGUAAAAAGAUACUGAACUUAAUGUCAAAUGACGACCUGCUUUCACUUAGUGACACGGUUACGAAUAAGAUGAUAGUCGUGGAGAAUAUUACAGAGGCGACAGAGACAAUUUUGUCCUUCACUAAAAAUGCUGAGGAGCUCCUGAGAAGAAAGAAAGUUUAUCGUGACCUCAUAUUCAAGUACCUGGCCAAAGAAGGGGUGGUGAUGCCCCCGAGCAGCGAGAAACACCAGCUGGUGAAGAGGACGCUGGAGCUGUGGUCCUCUGGGAAGGUGGUGGUUGAUAAAAGCCUUCCAGGAGAGACAGAUGACAACAGAAAGAGAAAGUCCACAGAAACAGCAUCUGUCUCCACGGACAUGAAGACUGAGGCCAGCUUUGACCCGCUGGUCCUUGGACAACAGUUCUGCCAGUGGUUCUUCCAGCUCUUGAAUAGUCAGAAUCCCUCACUGGGCCAGCAACCUCAGGACUGGGGACCAAAGCACUUCUGGCCAGAUGUGAAGUUGCACCUCCUCUCCAGAGCCGGCAGCGAACAGUCAGAGGAGUUCCUGGGUGCUGAACUGGUUAGCCUUCGUCUCCUGGCCUUGACCAAGGAAGAGCGCCUCCUUCUCAGCCCCAACCUGGAGCCUCGGGGCCUCAAGGCGCUGGCCUCCCCACACGGCCUGGUGCUGGUGGCCGUGGCUGGGACCAUCCACAGAGAUACAGCUUGUCUGGGUAUCUUUGAGCAAAUAUUUGGCCUCAUCCGCUCCCCACUGGAGAAAAACAGCUGGAAGAUCAAGUUUGUCAACCUGAAGAUCAGAGGGCAGGAUGCUCUGGGCGGGUCACAGAUGGAAGCACCCGCCUUGAGUUACAACUCUAGUGAACUGCAGCUUCUCUGCAGUUGAUGACAUUCAAGAUACUUUUUUUUAAAAAACAUUAUUCACCCAGGAAAGGCUUGACUGGGUAUGCUCUGUGUUUACUCAUUACUCAUUUAACCUGCCCAAACACAUUUGUCUUCAGAGAUCGGAACUUGCAACUUUACUGGCAGAAACCCUUCUUAUUCGCUACAGGUAGGUGGACACUCCUGCAUCUGAAUGUAUUGGGACAUCAUUGAUGUAAUUUAAAAAGAUAAGGGUUUUUCAGAUUUCUGCUGCUUCCUGUUCUGGAAACCUUUUUCUUCAGAUAUACUGUCUGUACCUUGAUGCAAAGCCUGUUGUGUUUUGGUAGCCUGUGCCUUAUGUAAAAACAAACAUGCAUAUGCUUCUGUAAAUAUGUAACAUAUGAAAGAUUAUAUAUAACACUCGUGCACACGUGUGCAGUAUAAUGACAAUUGGGUCACUUCUGGGAUACAGAAGAAAUGUUGUGUGUGUUCGUAUGACAAUGAAAAGUCAAUUAAAAUUGAUUUUGAACACAAGUUAA